AGUUUAUGGACUUAAAUGCUGAAAUCUGGGGUUCCAUUCCCUGCAGUGGACAGAGCUCAGACAACAUAUUAUGGUAUCAGUUACGAUAAUGCAAAAAAGAUGCGACAGGAACGACUGAGCCCAGCACUGUUUUUGUACUACAAAUCGCCAGUCAUGUUAAAUCAAGGGCACAUGCAAUGGAUAUGGGACCACACUGGAAAACGUUACCUUGAUAUGUAUGCAGGAAUUGUUACUGUUAGUGUGGGUCACUGUCACCCAAAAGUUAAUCAAGCAGCCAGAGAACAAAUGGAUAAAUUAUGGCAUACUACAAACAUCUAUAUGCAUCCAAGAAUUCAUGAGUAUGCUGAAAAACUGACUGAACGUUUACCUGGAAACCUGAAGGUUUGUUUCUUCUGUAAUAGUGGAUCAGAAGCAAAUGAUUUAGCAAUGCUAAUGGCAAAGUUGUAUACUGGAGCUACAGACAUCAUAUCUCUCAGAAAUGCCUAUCAUGGAAUCAAUGGUUGCACAGUAGGUUUGUGUGGAGUUGGUUCAUGGAAAUUCAUGGUCCCAGGUAUAUCUGGUAUUCAUCAUACCAUGAACCCAGACCCCUAUAAAGGACUUUGGGGAGGUUCUCAUUGUCGAGAUUCACCAGUUCAAACACAGCGACAAUGUAGCUGUGAAACUAACCAGUGCCAAGCUACUAACCAAUAUAUAGAACAACUACAAGAAAUAUUCAAAUAUUCACUGCCAAAAAAGAGAAUUGCAGCUUUCUUUGCUGAAAGUAUUCAGGGUGUUGGUGGUACUGUGCAGUUUACUAAAGGCUAUUUAAAAAAAGCAUUUGAGAUGGUUCGAGAAAGAGGUGGCCUUUGUGUGUCUGAUGAGGUACAGACAGGAUUUGUCCGAACUGGCAGCCACUAUUGGGGAUUCCAGAAUCAUGAUGUUGUUCCUGAUAUUGUAACAAUGGCUAAAGGAAUAGGAAAUGGAUAUCCUUUAGCAGCUGUUGUCACAACACCAGAAAUUUCAAAGACUCUUUCUGAGGCAACUUUCUUCAACACUUUUGGUGGGAAUCCAGUUGCUUGUGCAGUUGGAUCUACUGUUCUUGAUAUCAUUGAUGAGGAAAAGCACAUGGAAAACUGUAACAGAAUUGGAAAGCACCUUCUGGACCAACUGGCAAAAUUAAGAGAUGAAUUUGAAAUUGUUGGUGAUGUCAGAGGCAAGGGAUUGAUGAUUGGUGUAGAGCUAGUUACCAGUAAGGAAUCCAAAAAUCCAUUACCAGUAUCAGAUAUGAAUGAUAUUUUUGAAGAUUGUAAAGAAAUGGGUCUUAUUAUAGGAAAAGGAGGUGAAUCUGGAAAUGUAUUUCGCAUCAAACCUCCUAUGUGUAUCACUCAAGCUGAUGCUGAUUUCUGUGUCGCUGUUAUGAGGAAGGCAUUCUCCAAUUAUGUUCAAAGAACAAACAACUAAAUUUAAUCAAAAUACUUUGAAUUUUGUGCAGGGGAACUGUAAAGAAUCAAGAAAUAAAACUAGCAGCUUUUGAUAUUGUACUCAAAA
Molecule: messenger RNA, 1527 nt
Organism: Limulus polyphemus (Atlantic horseshoe crab)
Lineage: Eukaryota; Metazoa; Arthropoda; Merostomata; Xiphosura; Limulidae
Product: alanine--glyoxylate aminotransferase 2, mitochondrial-like
Exons: 12
Coding region: 16-1440 (474 amino acids)
Biological process (GO): glyoxylate catabolic process
Cellular component (GO): mitochondrion
Molecular function (GO): L-alanine:glyoxylate transaminase activity; pyridoxal phosphate binding
Source: RefSeq, a predicted model, not a curated record